Molecule: messenger RNA, 1428 nt
Organism: Mya arenaria
Lineage: Eukaryota; Metazoa; Mollusca; Bivalvia; Myida; Myidae
Product: mucin-22-like
Exons: 2
Coding region: 1-1428 (475 amino acids)
Source: RefSeq, a predicted model, not a curated record
AUGUUAUAUUUGGGGUUUAGGCAAAUACUUCACAUUCCAAUCUCGAUUACUACUGCGAAAUAUGGAGUACUCAGUACCGAGACUACUACUGGGAAAUAUGGAGUGCUCAGUACCGAGACUUCUACUGGUAAAUAUGGAGUGCUCAGUACCGAGACUACUACUGGUAAAUAUGGAGUGCUCAGUACCGAGACUACUACUGGUAAAUAUGGAGUGCUCAGUACCGAGACUACUACUGGUAAAUAUGGAGUGCUCAGUACCGAGACUACUACUGGUAAAUAUGGAGCGCUCAGUACCGAGACUACUACUGGUAAAUAUGGAGCGCUCAGUACCGAGACUUCUACUGUGAAAUAUGGAGCGCUCAGUACCGAGACUUCUACUGUGAAAUAUGGAGCACUCAGUACCGAGACUACUACUGGUAAAUAUGGAGCACUCAGUACCGAGACUUCUACUGUGAAAUAUGGAGCACUCAGUACCGAGACCUCUACUGGUAAAUAUGGAGCACUCAGUACCGAGACUACUACUGGUAAAUAUGGAGCACUCAGUACCGAGACUUCUACUGUGAAAUAUGGAGCACUCAGUACCGAGACUUCUACUGUGAAAUAUGGAGCACUCAGUACCGAGACUUCUACUGGUAAAUAUGGAGCACGCAGUACCGAGACUUCUACUGUGAAAUAUGGAGCACUCAGUACCGAGACUUCUACUGUGAAAUAUGGAGCACUCAGUACCGAGACUACUACUGGUAAAUAUGGAGCACGCAGUACCGAGACUUCUACUGUGAAAUAUGGAGCACGCAGUACCGAGACUUCUACUGGUAAAUAUGGAGCACGCAGUACCGAGACUUCUACUGUGAAAUAUGGAGCACUCAGUACCGAGACUUCUACUGUGAAAUAUGGAGCACUCAGUACCGAGACUACUACUGUGAAAUAUGGAGCACUCAGUACCGAGACUACUACUGGUAAAUAUGGAGCACUCAGUACCGAGACUACUACUGGUAAAUAUGGAGCACUCAGUACCGAGACUACUACUGGUAAAUAUGGAGCACUCAGUACCGAGACUACUACUGGUAAAUAUGGAGCACUCAGUACCGAGACUACUACUGGUAAAUAUGGAGCACUCAGUACCGAGACUACUACUGGUAAAUAUGGAGCACUCAGUACCGAGACUACUACUGUGAAAUGUGGAGCACUCAGUACCGAGACUACUACUGUGAAAUAUGGAGCACUCAGUACCGAGACUUCUACUGUGAAAUAUGGAGCACUCAGUACCGAGACUACUACUGUGAAAUAUGGAGCACUCAGUACCGAGACUUCUACUGUGAAAUAUGGAGCACUCAGUACCGAGACUACUACUGUGAAAUAUGGAGCACUCAGUACCGAGACUUCUACUGUGAAAUAUGGAGCACUCAGUACCGAGACUUCUACUGGGUAA